This is a messenger RNA of Tetranychus urticae (two-spotted spider mite), 1271 nucleotides long. RefSeq names its product Tryptophanyl-tRNA synthetase, mitochondrial (gene TrpRS-m). Gene Ontology annotation, molecular function: tryptophan-tRNA ligase activity; ATP binding. NCBI's taxonomy places the organism in Eukaryota, Metazoa, Arthropoda, Arachnida, Trombidiformes, Tetranychidae. Gene Ontology annotation, biological process: mitochondrial tryptophanyl-tRNA aminoacylation. Gene Ontology annotation, cellular component: mitochondrial matrix; mitochondrion. The record is from RefSeq and is a predicted model, not a curated record.
UUAGUCAAAUAAAAGCUUACAAAUUCACUUGCUGUACAAAAAAGUGAAAAAAAUGUUGAACAGCUGUUUACCAUGUGAUAAUUUUUAUUUACUUUUGUCGACGAUUUGUUUAUAACCAUGUUUGAUCGACUGUGUUCACGAUUGAUUAUCUCAAAUAGAUUCAAAUUAGUGAAACAUUUCCGAUUUUAUUCUGAGGAAAAGGUAAAUACGGUUGUUUCAGCCAUACAGCCAACUGGCCCUGUUCAUUUAGGAAAUUAUUUUGGAGCCAUUAAAAUCUGGUUAGAUCUGCAAAAUGAUCCAUCUCGUCAAUGUAUAUUCAAUAUUGCCGAUCUUCAUUCGAUAACCUUACCACACGAUCCAAUAAGUCUGAAAAACAAUAUUAUCACACUGGCAGCAACUCUAUUAGCGUCUGGUAUUGAUGCCGAGAAAUGUACUUUUUUUCAACAGUCAAGGAUUUAUCACCAUACCCAAUUAACUUGGAUCCUACUCUCGUUAUUAUCCUUCGGAAGAUUAUCACACCUUCCACAAUACAAGGAAAAGUCAACCAAUUUGAAAGAAAUCCCUCUCACCCUACUGUUAUACCCGGUCCUACAAGCUUCGGAUAUUAUUUUGUAUAAAGGUAAUGAAGUUCCUGUCGGAAAUGAUCAACUUCCACAUCUUCAUGUUGCUCGUGAUUUGGUCGAAAAAUUUAACCGAAUCUAUGGUUUCGUUUUUCCUGAGCCAAAGCCUUUAAUGUCUGAUGAUGCAUUUGCUUGCAAAGUGCGAAGCUUGAGAAAACCAGAGAAAAAGAUGAGUAAAUCGGAAGCAACGCCUAAAGGACGAAUCGAUAUAACUGAUCCUCCUGAGGUGAUUAGAGAGAGGAUCAUGAAAGCUGUUACCGAUUGUCAUUCAAAUAUAUCAUAUGAUUUUGAUGGAAGACCAGGAGUUAGUAAUUUGAUAUCCAUCCAUAAACUUUGCAGCGGUUUAUCUAUAGAUCAGAUUUGUUCGGAAGCUCGGUCUUUGACAACUGAACAAUAUAAAUCUAUGCUGGCUGAUUUAGUGAUUGAAUACUUUAAACCCAUUAGAUUCAAAUAUCUUGAUCUGUUGAAAAAUGUCGAUUAUAUUUCAGCAAUAUUAAACAAAGGAUCAACAAAAGCUGAAAUGAUUGCUGAAAAUACUAUGUCACAAGUUAAUUCAAGAAUAGGAUUGAUUCCUUAUAAAUGAUUUUGUAAAAUUUGUAAUGAGUACGAAAUUGUAAAUAUAAUAAAUUUCUUUCAUAGUUAAAUUUAUGA